Messenger RNA from Myxocyprinus asiaticus (Chinese sucker), 1295 nucleotides. RefSeq names its product dnaJ homolog subfamily C member 22-like. The record is from RefSeq and is a predicted model, not a curated record. Bases 144 to 1172 code for a protein of 342 amino acids. Gene Ontology annotation, cellular component: early endosome; plasma membrane. Gene Ontology annotation, biological process: endocytosis. The transcript is spliced from 4 exons. NCBI's taxonomy places the organism in Eukaryota, Metazoa, Chordata, Actinopteri, Cypriniformes, Catostomidae.
GUUGACUUCAAAGCGAUAAUGUUGUGAUGUGUUGCCUGUAUUCUUAUAUUUCUAACAAUUGCCUUGUUGUAGGACUCUAAAACACGUUGGUAUAGAAAGGUCGAUCUCUCAGUCCCACAGGAGACUGUGCGGAGAAUGACCUCAUGGCUAAGAAGCUCAUGAUCACAUAUGCCUUGUGGGCCAUGGGCGGACCACUUGGCCUUCAUCAUAUUUACCUGGGGCGAGACAGCCAUGCCCUCCUGUGGAUGCUCACCUUGGGUGGUUUUGGCAUUGGCUGGCUAAGGGAGUUCUUCCGUAUUCCAUCAUAUGUGAGUGACGCCAACAAAGGAGCAGAGGAAGUCCGAGUUAGACGUCCCCAUGUGAAUCCACCACAAUUAGGCCUGAUUCGGUUUACUGGUCAGGUUUGUGUUGGCAUUUACUUUGGCACGGUUGCUUUAAUAAGCCUUAGCUCUCUUCGUUUUUUCUACAUCCUUGUGCUGCCACUGAGCAUAGGUGCAGGUGUGCACCUGGUGUCCUCCGUUGGCCAGCAGACGUCUAACCUGCAGAAGACCCUCAUUACAUGUAUCAUCACCUCUUCCAUCUUCUAUGGCAGCAGUCUCUCUCCUCUGCCCAUCAGUAUAGCUGCCAGCUUUACUGCUGCACAACACAGCACGUUCAAACCGCUGCAGCCUGCUGGAUCUCUCCCAGAGCCACUGGGGCCUCGUCUGUAUCGUCUGAGUUUAGGUGUUCUGGCUUUCUCUGCUCCGCUGGGAUACUGUGUUUUUCAUAACACCACAGCCACAUUGUACUACAUAUCAGACUGUAUAGCAGCCCUGCUUGAUUUUUUCUGGUUCCUACCCUGGCUCAGAGGACUUCUGGAGUAUUUUCUGUUGUUGCCAUAUCGUCUACUUUGUUCUCUGACAGGAGGGAGUUUUUAUGAAGACAGCUGGAGGAAGGUGCUAGAAAUACUUCUUAAUGAGUAUAGUAAAAAAGAAAUGGAGGCACUGACGAUACUGUCAUUGCCUGAAGAGGCUUCUAUGGAGGAGAUCACACGUAGCUAUAGGGAACUGGCUAAAGUGUGGCAUCCAGACCACAACCCCAAGCAACAAGCAGAGGCACAACAGAUGUUUAUUCAGAUUCAGGAGGCAUAUGAGAUACUUCUUCAGAGACAUAAACCACGACGAAGAACAUGAUCAUCUGAGGAAGAGCUUAAGUACCCUUUGGGGUGCUUAGAUUUAAUUUACACAUAACCAAGAUCUACAGGAUUUUUGCACAAAGUCAACCUGGUGUAAAAUAAAUAAAUAAAUAAAUGUGAA